GUUAUUCUGCCUCACUCUGAAGAGACACACACACUGACAGACGGACCGACCUGCAGACACAAACCAGCACGACUUCCACUGAGAGAGGACAGGAGGAGGAGGGGAUACUGGGAGUACUUGUUAUACUGGGAUACUGGGAAUACCAACACUUCAACCUGCUGCUGAAUCCACAAACUGAACAAGAGUUUCAAAGAAAAACAAUCAAAGUGAAAGUAACUCUGAGGGACGGGGAGUGGCUUCCUGUUUUUUCUGCUGCGUGUUUUGACUCUGAGAUAAAAUGGCGUCCAAGUUAGAGGAAGGUCUGAGCUGUCCGAUCUGCCUCGAGAUCUUUAAAGAUCCAGUCAUCCUCUCCUGCUUCCACAGCUUCUGUAAAGACUGUCUGCAGAGCUGCUGGAAGGAGAAGGAGAAUAAAGAGUGUCCAGUCUGUAAGAGGAGACAUUCAAAGGGAUUAUUACCAAUAAACUUUGCUUUAAAGAACCUGUGUGAGAGUUUUCUGCAGGAGAGAGAUCAGAGAGCUUCAGAGGAUCUCUGCAGUCUGCACUCUGAGAAACUCAAACUCUUCUGUCUGGACCAUCAGGAGCCGGUGUGUGUCGUCUGCAGAGAUUCAGAAAAACACUCUGAGCACAGAUUCAGACCCAUCGAUGAAGCUGCUGGACAACACAAGAAGAAACUUGAGGAAACUCUGGAGCCGGUAAAGAAGAAGUUAAAUGUUUUUAAAGAAGUUAAAGUGAAGUUUGAUCAAACAGCAGAACACAUUCAGGUCCAGGCCCGACACACAGAGAGGCAGAUUAAGGAGCAGUUUAAGAAGCUUCACCAGUUUCUAGAAGAGGAAGAGGAGGCCAGGCUGUGUGCACUGAGGGAGGAAGAGGAGCAGAAGAGUCAGAGGAUGAAGGAGGAGAUGGAGGCUCUGAGCAGAGAGAUAGCAGCUCUUUCACACACAGUCAGAGACACAGAGGACGAGCUGAGAGCUGAAGACGUCUCAUUCCUGAAAAACUACAAGGCUGCAGUGGAAAGAGUCCAGCAGCGCCCCCUGCUGGAGGAUCCACAGCUGCCCUCAGGAGCUCUGAUAGACCAGGCCAAACACCUGGGCAACCUGAGCUUCAACAUCUGGAACAAGAUGAAGGACAUGGUCUCCUACACUCCGGUCAUUCUGGACCCAAACACUGCUCAUCCAGUCUUCAUCCUGUCUGAAGAUCUGACCUGUGUGACACCAGGAGAGAGACAGCAGCUUCCUGAUAAUCCAGAGAGGUUUGAUUCUUUUAGCUCUGUCCUGGGCUCUGAGGGCUUUAACUCAGGGACUCACCGCUGGGACGUCCAGGUUGGAGACAGUACAUACUGGUCACUGGGUGUGUUAGCAGAGUCUGUAAAGAGGAAGGGACUCAUACAGUCUGGAUUUUGGAGAAUAUGGUUCAAAGAUGGUAAAUACAAAGCACGCUCCCCAUCACAUCCAGUCACUGAUCUCUCAGUGAAGAAGAAGCCUCAGAGGAUCAGAGUGAAUCUGGACUGUAACAGAGGAGAGCUGUCGUUCUCUGAUCCUGAUACUAACACACACAUACACACCUACACACACACUUUCACUGAGAGGAUGUUUCCAUACAUUAACACUGGUGAUAAACUGAAGAUUUUACCAGAGAAGAUCUCUGUGACUGUGGAACACUAAUACAUGAUGAUGAUGUUCUGAAUCUUCGUCUCUGAUUCUCUUAGGGUUGUGUGACUGCGUUGUCAUGGUGAUGAUGAUGUUGUUUUGUUGAAUCAUUCAUUAUAACUUUGAGUAUUUCCACAGCAGGUCAAAUCUUGAUCCUGAUUGGUUGGUUUGUUGGAGUCUAUUUAAAGAUAAUCUGCUCAGCGUGUUAACUGGUUAACUCAUCUGUUGCUUCAGCUGCUGUGAACGUUUGAUUUCAGACUUUUUCACUUGAACUCUAAGGAGUCCCUGAAGGCAUCAUCUGUAUCUUUGUGUGCAUUAUGAGUUAUUAUCCUGCAUGGAGAGAAUGAAACAGUAAUGAUUAUUAUCUGAUCUGAAAUCACUCUACAUUUGUAGAAUAAUAACUUCAGAUCAUCACGUUUUACUCUUCUUACUAAAUCGUAGUUCCAUCUUUAAUCUUGUUGGUGCAGUCAGGGCUGUAACCAGGGUUUAGAAAAUAGUGAGGUCCAGAAUUCUUUCUGUUAAUAUAUCAAAAGUAAACAUUUUAAUCAGCUUUCAUUUCUUUUCCUGCAUUCUGGUCAGUUUUUAUUCAACAUUUUUUGUUUUGUUUCUGCAGAACUUUAUGAUUCUUAUCUCGUCUUUUUGUCCUUCUUGUGUCUUAUGCACAAUAAUGAAUGCAUUGAUUGAAUAUUUUAUAAACAUGUGGACUGGACAGUUGACUCUGCACUAUUCCAGCUCUGCAAAGUUUCUGUUUACAAGCAGCCAAUAUGUAAAAGUGAUAUAUAAUUUAAUACAGCAUUAUUUUGUUUCUGAACUUGUAAGAAUGGCAAACUGAACUUUUAAACAUGAUCCAGAUUGUGAUUAAUUUUCUGUGACAAAUGGUCAUACAGUGAUCUUAUCUUUGAUGAAGACAGUUUGGUGACUAUCGCACUGAGACAGACAGAGAGAGAGAGAGAGGGAGAGAGAGGGAGAGAGAGAGGGAGAGUGAGAGAGAGACAGAGAGAGAGAGAGAGACACAGAGAGAGAGAGAGCGAGAGAGAAAGAGAGAGAGAGAGAGAGAGAGGGAGAGAGUGAGAGAGAGACAGAGAGAGAGAGAGCGAGAGAGAAAGAGAGAGAGAGAGAGAGAGAGAGAGAGCGAGAGAGAAAGAGAGAGAGAGAUAAAGAGACAGAGAGAGAGACAGACAGAGAGAGACAGACAGAGAGCAGUUUUUUAUUUUUCCUUACUUAUUCUUCGGGGCUCUAAUUAACUCAACACUCCUGUUUUUAAAAGUUUGAGUCAUUCUGGAGCUUCAUUCUACAAAGGUAUGGCUCUGUAGAUUUGUUAUCAUGUUUGAAAUGUCAAAUAUCAGACCUGAAGACUGUCUUUGUCAAAGCUUUUGUUCAUGUUUCUUUACCAUCUUCAUCUUCAGUGGAUGAAACGUCCUCUGAAGAAUCCAAACUAAGAACGCUUUAUGUUCUUUGAAAACAACAAAGAGUUCAAAAUAAAGAGUCAAAAUAUCUUGUUAGUGUGAAUCCUCUUUCACCUGUAAUCACUCAUCAAUAAAGUAUUUCUACACUUGA
This is a messenger RNA of Labrus mixtus (cuckoo wrasse), 3202 nucleotides long. RefSeq names its product nuclear factor 7, brain-like. Gene Ontology annotation, molecular function: protein binding; zinc ion binding. NCBI's taxonomy places the organism in Eukaryota, Metazoa, Chordata, Actinopteri, Labriformes, Labridae. The transcript has a single exon. The coding region runs from base 278 to 1660 and encodes 460 amino acids. The record is from RefSeq and is a predicted model, not a curated record.